CGCCGGCGGGCCCGGGGCUGGCGGCUCCGCUGCGGGAGUCUGGCGGCAGCGCCACCGCUACCGUCUCUGAGCGGCCUCCGCGACUGGCUUCUCUUCCGGCUGUGGAGCGUUCGUAGGGCCAGGUGUUCCCGUGGAUAGUAGUACUAAGAGGCGCAGCGCGGCUCGGCUCGGCUCGGCGCGGCUCUUCCGCCUGUCAGUGUGCACGGUGGCCGUUUUGGUUCCCUCUUAGGCAGGCAGCUGUGCGCCGUUGGAAACGUAACCCGUAAACCUACGAGGAUUUCUUCGUGAGGCAGCGCAAGCAAGAAGAAUUGGGACCACCAUGAAACGCGAAGCAUUUUUACAGGUUGUGUGUAAAGAGUCACUUGAAGACUUCUUGCAUUAUACUCAUAAAUCUAAAAAUACAUUUGAUCCUUUCGACUUGAAAGAACUGCUUCAAGAAUUGUCAAGAAAGCAUAAAGAAGUACUAUGGGAGAGAUUGACACAGCUGUUGUCAGAGAGCUUGAUGGAGAAUCCUGUGGAAACGUGGCCAGGGGUUGCAGAUGAUGGCAUGGAAGUUGAAAUAGUUCCAGAAAUGGAACAAACUGUAGCUGUGAUUCAAGGAGUGACAGCUGUAGUUACUGCUUCCAUACCUGCCGUGGAUGAAACUGUAGACUACAAAUCUCUUCUGGAAUGUGUUUUUAUUCUGAAUGGUAUUCUUCUUGUGUUACCUGAAUCCCAGAAAAUCUUACAAGAUGCUAUCCAACGUGUAUGUGAAAUGUGGUGGGAAAAAGGAUUGGAAGGCAAGGAGCAGCUGGGAAAGACACUAUGUAUCAUUCUACUGAGAAAAAGUCUGCAUAAAGCUGCCACGGGUGCAGAUGUACUUCGUGUAUGGAAUCUACAUCAGACAUUACUUUGUUUUGAUUAUGAUUCAGAGGACAGUAAUGAAGUUAAGGACUUGUUGCUUCAGUGUUUUAUGAGUGUGAAACAUUUUAAAAAAGAAGAGGGAAGAAGAUUCUUGAGCUUUUUGUUCUGCUGGAAUGUAAACUUCAUUAAAAUGAUACAUGGAACUGUUAAAAACCAAUUAGAAUUCUUUCCAAGAUCCUUGAUGGAAUACAUUUCAGAAGUUUACUUCAGGGCCUGGAAGAAGGUAUCAGGAGAAUUCUUACAGGUACUUGAACAUAACUGCAUUCAGGAUUUCAUGCAUCAUGGAAUUCAUCUUCCCAGAAGUUCUUCUGUUCAUUCUAAAGUUAGAGAGAUACUGAGUUACAUUCAUAAACAAAGUAAAGUUCGCCAAGGAGCUGAGGAAAUGCUCUGUAGAUUGUAUCAACCUAUCCUUUGGAGAGCACUGAAGGCCAGGAACUCAGAAGUUCGAUCAAAUGCAGCAUUUUUGUUUGUGGAUGCUUUUCCUCUUCGGGAUCCCAGCUUUAACAAAAACGAGAUGGAGAAUGAAAUCCAGAAACAGUUUGAAGAACUUUUUAAUCUCUUAGAAGAUCCUCAUCCUAUUGUCCGCUCUACAGCGGUACUUGGAACUACUCAGAUAACAUCCAGAUACUGGGAGAUGAUUCCUCCAGCUGUUCUUGCUGACCUUUUACAAAAGCUGACUGGAGAGCUGUCCUGUGAUGUAACAUCUGCUGAUGUCCGAAGCUCUGUUUUUAAAUGUCUACCUAUAGUUUUGGACAACAAACUAAGUCAUCCAUUACUGGAACAGCUCCUGCCAGCAGUCAGAAACAGUCUUCAUGACAGUUCUGAGAAAGUGCGAGUGGCUUUUGUUGAUAUGCUGCUGAAAGUAAAGGCUACCAAGGCUGCUAAGUUCUGGAACAUCUGCCCCAUGGAUCAUCUUCUGACUCGUCUUGAAGUUGACUCCCGGCCUGUGUCCCGACGCAUAGUGAAUCUCUUAUUCAACUCUUUCUUUCCCACUAACCAACCCGAGGAUGUGUGGUGUGAGCGCUGUGUUACUCUAAUCCAGAUGAAUUCAGCAGCAGCUAGAAAGUUCUAUCAGUAUGCUCAUGAGUAUACUGCCCCCACUAACAUAGCUAAACUAUUGCUUACUAUUCGGCGCUGCUUGAAUGCCUGCAUCCAGAAAGCAAGAAAAGAGAGUCUUCAUGAUACUGAUGAUGAUGAUGAGGAUAAAAAUGAAAAGGAGAAUACAAGUUUGUUGAAUACUGUGUUGUCAACAAAUGACGUGGCCAGCAUGGCAAGUUUGUUGGAGGUUGCUGUGAUUCUCUGGAGGAGUAUCCGCAAGGCACUGGAUCGCAAUGAAGAUGCCAAAGAUUAUGCUAUCAGAAAAUUUGCUUCUGUACUUCCUGAGUAUUUUAGAGUAUUUAAGGAUGAGCGGUGCACGACUCCAUUGGUUAUUCUGGCAUCCUUUAUGCCCCCUGCUGCUAUUCCUACACUCAGCUGUGGCAUGAUCUCCAGACUCAGAAAUAUCAACAGUGGAGCUGACCAAAGCAAAUACUCAAUGCUGAUAGACUGCAUGUGUCGCUGGGGUCAAGUGGGACAUGUUCUGGAACUGGCCUGUGAUUGGUUGUCUGACUCACUAUCCCCAAGGAAGAGUGCUAACACUUCCCAACGACGAGUACGUAUCCAGGUCACACACGAAUCGAAGCCAGAAUUAGCAGCCGAUUACAUUGAAUAUUUAUUGACUCAUCCAGUUAAUCGUGAUUGCCUGCUCUCUCUUCCUAAGAAGAAACUGAAAAAGCUUCUGAAAAUUCUCAGCUCUUCAAAGGAGGUUCUUAGCUCAAUUCUGAAAGCCACUGAUGAAGGUUCUGGCAGCUUCAACGAAGCAGCUGGCCUAAGGGUCUUCAGCCUUUUUUGCAGGUUGAGUAUUCAUCUUCAGAACAAGUUUUCUGAAGAAGGAAAAGAUUGCCUCUCACUCCUGAAGGAGACAGGCACUUGGCUAGAAAGUCAAGUUGUACCUUUUAUACUAGCAAGUGAUCAAAAGGAUGGUGUUUCAAAACACAACAAUGUUUCUGAAUUAAUUACUCAGGCCUACCUGACAGUAUGCAAAGAUGUCAUAAUGACUGGCUUGGGAAAAGCCACGUUUCAAGCACGCCUUUUAGAUCUAGGCCUUUCAGUUAUACAAAGAGAGAGAGGUGGCUUUUGUGCUCCAGUGUUAUUGUCUGCUCUAAAAGAAAUCGUAGAAGCCUCUUUAACUCAGAAUUCUGAGACAGAUGAAGUGGCAGAUCUUCACCAUGCUGUACAGGCUGUCUUCCAGAAAGUUUUAGAACGUGUGGCAUGUAGACUCAAGGAACAGCAGGAUGAAGGGAUUCAGUUGACUCACUCUAUUCAAAUACCUCUUGGAGAAUUCAUGCGUGCAGUGCAGUGCUGCCACUCCUGUUACCCAACGGUUUACAAAGGUGUACACUCUACUCUCCUGGCAGCAGUACUAGAAGAGAUAAGUUAUGUGCUACAGAAGGCUUCCAGUGAAAAUGACGUAACCAUCCCAAAGACCAUCCUAGAACUUCCUCCCCUUUCAAGCACUUUAAUGGCAAUAAUUAUGAAAUCAGUUAAUGUGGUCAGGUCAUUUUUAAAUGAAUUAAUGGAAUGCAUUCUCUCUGAAGAAAUUGAAGAGAUUUUUAGGCUAACAGCUAUUGUCUGCAUUGUGGUUAUAAUUAAAGGUAAGCACAGAACUUCACUUCUAAUGGAUAUUGCACCUGCCAUUCAAAGGAAACUGCUAACAUGCAAGGAUGCCACCACAGAAGAACUUGGCAGCACUGAAAGAGCCCUCUGUGAAGCAUCUCUGAAAGUUUUGGAUGAAAUUUUGAAUCCAUGACCCUGUGGAAGCUCUUCUCAUGAAAAUUAAAGGAAGAAAGAUAUAGUGUUUAAAAAAAAAAAUCUAUUACCUUGUAAGCUUUAUUAAUAAACUUUGUCCUUUAUUAUUCUGUAUAUUUAAAGCAGGGAAAAUGUAUAAAAGUGUAUAUAGGAAUCAUGUAACAGUAAACUUCUUAAAACCAGCUGUAAAUAGGUUCUUUAUAAAAAUGGGUGGGUUUUUUUUUUUUUUGGUGGGGGGGAAGUGUAAGAUCAGUCUUUUCUGUAAAACAAAUCAUAAUUGUAUCUGGUAUAUUUUGAGGUUGCACAUCACCUCCUCACUUGGAAUACUACAGAGCUUAUUCCUAGAGGUUCUGGAAAUUAAUUUUAUUUCAAGACAACGUGAAGGAUAAAAUGGUGAUUGAGAAUGGCCAUCAGGACUUCACCAGGAGCAAAUUCUGCCUAACCAACCUGGUUUUCCCUUUUUUGGAAGAAGAGAACAGAAAAUGUCAUCAUUCUUGUCCUCAGCAAAGACUUCUACACAGGCUUAUGCAGGUACUUCCUUACAGGUGAACUGGAGAGAGGUGGACUUAAAAAGCGGAUGAGGAAGUGGCUGGAUCAUCAGACAUGAAGAGUAAUGAUGUUACAAUGUCAGGUUAAAAGCUAUCUGUUAGUGGCAUUGCUCAGGGCACAUACUGUAGCCAAUAUUAUUUAACAUUUUUAUUAAAGGCUUGGGUGGUAGGAUGAAGUGCAGCCUCAGUCUGCUGGCAGAUGGCACCAAUAUGGGACCAGUGUUUGAUAGACCAAGGAGUAGGGUUGUCCCAUUCAAUAGAAUCCUGAUAAGCUGGACUUGAGAUCCACAACUCUCAUUUUGUUCAACAACGAUACGCACGCUCUUCAACCUGCAACAGACUAACCCUGUAACCCAGAACGGGCAAGUGCAGAAGGACAAUCUCUCUGCCGUCGUCGCCUACCUUGGUGAGGAAUAAGAAAAGACUGGUCAGAGGUACACAGGAAGAGAAUAUGAGGCCAGAGAAACAACUUGGAGCAACAAGGUCUUCCAUUAUCACAGUAAAUUGAAACUGGAAAUACGAGCAGGUUGCUCAGAAAGGCUGUGGAACAUCCUCUGUGGGGGUGUAGAACUUGACUGACCAGGCCCUCACCAUCAUGCUAUAAUGUUGAAGUUAGACCUGCCUGAGCCAGGGAUUGGACAAGAUUAUCUUCUGAGUUUCCUUCCACCUUGAAUAUUCUUGUGCUUCCAUGGCAUGGGUACUGUAGGGGAGAUGCCCAACCUAUCAAAGAUACACUUGAUUAGUAUGUAAAUUGCUCUCUAUUUUGAUAAAUUAUUACUACAUGUCUGCAA
Messenger RNA from Pogoniulus pusillus (Red-fronted tinkerbird), 5089 nucleotides. RefSeq names its product non-SMC condensin II complex subunit G2 (gene NCAPG2). The record is from RefSeq and is a predicted model, not a curated record. The transcript is spliced from 28 exons. Gene Ontology annotation, cellular component: condensin complex; nucleus. NCBI's taxonomy places the organism in Eukaryota, Metazoa, Chordata, Aves, Piciformes, Lybiidae. Bases 320 to 3751 code for a protein of 1143 amino acids. Gene Ontology annotation, biological process: mitotic sister chromatid segregation.